AUGACCAAGAGGGUAGCUAUAAUCGGCGCCGGCCCUUCAGGUCUAGUCACAGCCAAAACCCUUCUACACAAUUUCCCCCAAGGAACAUUCUCCCCAGUCAUAUUUGACAGCCGACAUGAGAUCGGCGGUCUAUGGCCGGCAGGGUUUCCAGCCUCUGAUACCAAGAUUGAUGGCACGCCGGGUACAUUAGAUCUGCGCAUGCGGACGAAUCUUAGUCGUUUUACCGUUGCGUUUUCCGAUCUUUCUUGGGGGUCUGUAUUCCCUGGUGAGGACUUGCCGUUGUUUCCGAGGGCUAGUCAGGUUGGUAGUGCACAUGGAGAUCAGACAUACUUCGAUUCUCCUGAUGAUAAAGUCUUUUCAGAAGACUUUGACCUACUGGUUAUAGCCUCAGGUUACUUUGCCGAGCAGUAUAUCCCAGAUAUACCAGGUCUAGAUCAAUUUCCUGGACGGGUCAUUCACAGUUCUACCCUUCACCGUGAGCGAGACAAUCUCACGGAUGUCACUUCCCAAGGCCAAAUCGUCAUUAUCGGCGGCAGCAUGUCAGGGGUCGAAGCUGCAUCCGCCGUAGCCCUCCACCAGUCCUCAACCGCACUAUCAACUGAGCAAAUACACCCCUCUGCAGCGAAAGUCCACCACAUCCACUCAAGAUCAUUCUGGGCUCUCCCAACCUAUCUCCCCCAGGAUUCCGAAGAAACUGCUUCAUUCCUACCCUUGGACUUGGCAAUGUACGAUCUAGCCCGUCGACCACCUGGCUCGAUCGAAUACGCGCUAGGUCCUAUCACAGAAGAAAAAGCAAUCCAGACCAACAGCUAUUUCCAGACUUUGCUUGGGAGCGACUAUGAGAGAUAUGGUCAUAUGGGUUUCACACAGGAUAGUGAUAAGAAGGUCCAGCCACCGUGGGUUGCUAUAGGAAAUGACUAUGCCGAGUUCGUGCGAGCUGGGACGAUCCAAGCAGCCAUGGGCCGGGUUGUUUCCGUAAAAUCGAACCCCGAUACUAAACUCGCUUCGGUCGAGUGCAUACUGUCCAAUGGAGAUGCAGUGAUGAUAGAUAAUGUGGCAGCUAUUGUCAUGGCUACGGGAUUUAUGCCUUACAAAUCCCUCUCAUUGUUACCAGAAGAUGUAUUGUCUGCUCUGGAAUACUCCACAGGAGAUCCCUUCUCACCUUUGAUCCUGGAUAAAGGGGGUACUGUCCGCUCUGAAAUUCCAGAUGUUGGUUUUGUUGGGUUUUACCGUGGUCCUUAUUGGGGUGUUAUGGAGAUGCAAGCGAGAUAUCUGGGGAAACUGUGGUACGGGCAGGAUGAGGCUGUUGUUUGCCAAACGCAUGAUCAGAGGGAAGGACUUCGGAGUCUUAGACGGGCUGAUCCACAUUUUGCUCGUGGUCAAUUUCCUAUGGCGGAUUAUGUGGGAUUGAUGGAGUCUUUUGCUAGGGACUUGGGGAUUGAACGUUCUAUACUAUCGGGUGAUAGCCGGUCUGGACCUGUUGUUCCAGCUCGGUAUCUUUAUGGCACUGAGACAACACGGUCCAAUCGAGACGAAGACCUCGCUGUCUGGAACAAGGAGGCUGUGAGAACGUUGGAUGACUUGCGAGAUAGUCUAACCUAUCAUCAUGACGCAGCACAAAAGGCUGCCGCAUCAGCAAUCUUUCGUGCUCUGCAUGGGUCAUGGAGAUCCACCAAGCAAACCGCCGGUUCAAAUGCUUCUGAGAGUGGAGGGUUCAUUGGGAAUCUUACAUUCUACCCGCGGUAUCCAACCAGUCCUGUAUACGACAGAGAAUAUCUCUGCGAGGAGAAUACCCCGAUUGAGCAUGCAACCCCGCAGGAAAGAAAACGGUUUAUCAUGCGCCUGGCCGAGACAGCGUCUGAUACCGCUACCUCUCGAAUCGAAAUUUGGUCAGUUGACUUGGCAGACAAACUGUCAGCUGGUAUACUUGUCCAGAAUUUGGAGUUGGAGCCUCUGUGGCGAGAAAGGAGAGGUCAAGAGGCUGUUCCGGGGGAGUAUGUGAUAGCUGCCAAGAGUCUUGGGUCGAGUUCUGGAACUAGGUGUCUGUAUACUUUCCGGUUCAAGGGAGUGUCGAUUUCAUCUUGGCGAUAUGCCGAGUUCGAGAAACACUAG
This is a messenger RNA of Penicillium arizonense, 2112 nucleotides long. RefSeq lists its product as uncharacterized. The record is from RefSeq and is a predicted model, not a curated record. Bases 1 to 2112 code for a protein of 703 amino acids. The transcript has 4 exons. Lineage: Eukaryota; Fungi; Ascomycota; Eurotiomycetes; Eurotiales; Aspergillaceae. Gene Ontology annotation, molecular function: oxidoreductase activity.